Molecule: messenger RNA, 804 nt
Organism: Cephus cinctus (wheat stem sawfly)
Lineage: Eukaryota; Metazoa; Arthropoda; Insecta; Hymenoptera; Cephidae
Source: the annotation of a RefSeq genome assembly
AUAAAUUUUAUACAAAUGUCAAUAAAUAAUCACCCUUUUCAUAUAGUAGAAAAAAGACCUUGACCUUUGACUUCUUCAUUAGGAAUAAUUAUUAUAACUAGAGGAUUCAUUAAAUGAUUCCAUUAUAAAAUCUUAUUAAUAUUUUUACUAGGAAUUUUAAUUAUAAUUUUAUCAUCAUACCAAUGAUGACGUGAUGUAACACGUGAAUCAACAUUUCAAGGACUCCAUUCAAAAGAAGUAUAUAUAAAUAUAAACUGAGGAAUAAUUUUAUUUAUCACAUCUGAAGUAUUUUUCUUUUUAUCAUUUUUUUGAGCAUACUUCCAUGCAUCUCUUUCUCCAAAUAUUGAAAUUGGAAGAAUAUGACCACCAAUUGGAAUUAUCCCAUUUAACCCAUAUCAUAUUCCUUUAUUAAACACUAUUAUUUUAAUUUCAUCUGGAGCGAGAAUUACAUGAUCUCACCAUAGAUUAAUUAAUAAAAAUUUUAAACAAAGAAUAAUUAGAUUAACUACAACAAUUAUUCUAGGAAUCUAUUUUAGAAUUUUACAAAAAUAUGAAUAUAACGAUGCAUAUUUUACUAUUGCAGACUCCAUUUAUGGAUCAACAUUUUACAUAGCAACAGGAUUUCAUGGAAUACAUGUAUUAAUCGGAACUAUAUUUUUAAUAGUAUGUUUAAUUCGACUUAAAAAUAAUCAUUUUUCUAAAAAUCAUCAUUUUGGUUUUGAAGCUGCCUCUUGAUAUUGACACUUUGUUGAUAUUGUAUGACUAUUCCUAUAUAUUUCAAUUUAUUGAUGAAGAUUUAAUUAA